GCACACCCCACUUCGCUCCUUCCUCCACCAAACCCUAGCCUCACUGCCAAGGAUUUGGGUCUCCGGGAAGAAGAGAAACCCUAGAAUUCCCCCCCUCUGCAACAAUGGGUAUUUCUCGAGAUUCCAUGCACAAGAGGCGUGCCACUGGAGGCAAGAAGAAGGCGUGGAGGAAGAAGAGAAAGUAUGAGCUUGGGAGACAACCUGCUAGCACAAAACUAUCCAGCAACAAAACAGUUCGGAGAGUUAGAGUGAGAGGUGGGAAUGUGAAAUGGCGUGCACUGAGGCUUGACACUGGGAACUACUCUUGGGGCAGUGAGGCUGUGACCAGGAAAACUCGAAUCUUGGAUGUGGUUUACAAUGCAUCAAACAAUGAGUUAGUUCGUACCCAAACAUUGGUGAAGAGUGCCAUUAUUCAGGUUGAUGCAGCACCAUUUAAGCAGUGGUAUCUCCAACACUAUGGCCUUGACAUUGGUCGCAAGAAGAAAGCCUCAGCCACUGCCAAGAAAGAAGGAGAGGAAGGUGAUGGUCCUGCUGAGGAGACAAAGAAGAGCAACCAUGUGGUGAGAAAAUUAGAGAAGCGUCAACAGGAGCACAAACUUGACCCACAUAUCGAAGAGCAAUUUGGUAGUGGCCGGUUGUUGGCUGCAAUCUCAUCCCGUCCUGGUCAGUGUGGCCGUGCUGAUGGAUACAUCUUGGAAGGCAAGGAGCUUGAGUUCUACAUGAAGAAGAUCCAGAGGAAGAAGGGGAAGGGCUCUGCUGCUUAAAAUUUUGUUACCUGAGUUUCGUAUUUGGAAUCAGAGUUUUCAUUUCUCUUCAUAUCUUUUUACCCUCUUUAGGUAAUGGACUCCAGUUGAGAUCGACCAGUAACUUGGACUAUUUCUUGUUUUACCAAUGGAUGUUUAAAUUAGAAUAUUUUAUUGGUGUUUUGUUUUGAUCAAUGAUCAUACUACUGGUAUUGAACAUUUCAUUUCCGUUAGUUAUUUGCUGC
This is a messenger RNA of Vitis riparia (riverbank grape), 988 nucleotides long. RefSeq names its product 40S ribosomal protein S8. The transcript is spliced from 5 exons. Gene Ontology annotation, biological process: translation; maturation of SSU-rRNA from tricistronic rRNA transcript (SSU-rRNA, 5.8S rRNA, LSU-rRNA). Bases 105 to 764 code for a protein of 219 amino acids. Gene Ontology annotation, molecular function: structural constituent of ribosome. Gene Ontology annotation, cellular component: cytosolic small ribosomal subunit; ribosome. The record is from RefSeq and is a predicted model, not a curated record. NCBI's taxonomy places the organism in Eukaryota, Viridiplantae, Streptophyta, Magnoliopsida, Vitales, Vitaceae.